Messenger RNA from Rattus norvegicus (Norway rat), 3901 nucleotides. The record is from RefSeq and is a predicted model, not a curated record. Lineage: Eukaryota; Metazoa; Chordata; Mammalia; Rodentia; Muridae.
AGAGAAGAAAGCGAAACAAAAGCUGCUGUGCCAUUUGGGAUAAUUUGAUGAGAUUGCUUGACAAAUUCACGUGUGGUCCCCUUGCCUGCUGCCCUCGAGGCCAUAAACACUACAUUUAAACGAUCCCUUGGUUGAGGUCUUCAGCAUCCAGUAGCUGGCCAGGCCAGGCCAGAAGAACCUUGCAUUGGAUGGAAAGUUCCCUCCCACCCAGCUUCGAGUCAUUCCUGAGCAGGCCUGUGGUCCUCGUGUUCUCCUGGGGUUGCAGAUGGUGUCCUUCCUUGGUGUGUAUCACUGUGAGAAAGACACCAGGCCCAACUUGUCGAGAGCUUCAUCUGACCUAAUGGAAGGCUUCCCUCAGCCCUUCUGCACCAGCGACUUGAACCUUGAGUUAACCUGCUUCUACUUGAGCAAACUGGUCCAAGGAGCUCAUGCACAAGCACGGGCACCUCUCUGCAAGUGCAUCUGACAGCUCACAGGGAUUCUCAGUUCGAUCGAAGGAGCUCGGCUGCUUUGUUCAUAGCAUCGCAUCCUCUGCACCACUGACCUGCCUCCCAGAGCCAUCCAAUCAGAUAAGCUGUCCAAGACCAGGCUCCUGGUAAGCUGGCAAGAGACCUGAAUUUUAGAAAACACUUUUUAUCAAAUUAAAAAAAUAAUUAAGCCCCCUUCCCCUCCAGUUCCAUGGGAGCAUAUAGCUUUGGUAAAGGUGAGCAUGCCUGUAUCUGCUGGGCCUCAGAGGUUGUAGAGCUCCUGCCAGAAGCAACUUAGAAGUCCCAUUGGUUGCAUGAUCUUGGUCAGAUGAAAUGUCUUCUGGCUAGCAUGUGUUCUAUUUGUUGGCUGUUCCACCCCAUUGCAACCCACUUUCAGCCCAGAUUUUCUGUGUCAGGAGGGAUGGAUAGUUGAAAAGGCUUGUCACUCCCCAGCCAAAGCUCACAGGGUGUCUGGAGCCAAAGCUCACAGGGUUGGGGUGGGAGAAGUGGGCUUGGAUUUGCUGCAGUUGACAAGGAAAUGUUCUCGCUGCAGCACCAUCAGACCACUUGCCCUCUGGAGUGAAUUCUCGGUGGGAGGGGUGUCAACGAAACUCAGCGUUUUCACCUUAACCUUGUGGAUCUUGAAUCUGGACACCUCAAGUCCCCCCACUGCCUCAUGGGUCCUUGCAGAGCCUAGCAACUACAUUCUAUAAGGCUCUGGAUAUGUAAAUCCGACCUCUGUUUCUGUAAGAGGAAAAUCCACCAGGGCCUGUGUAUACUCUGAAGACAAAAGGCCUCUCUUCCACACUAAACAGGACUCAGUUCUUUAUAUUGUGAAGUGUGAGGAAUUCACCCUCAGCUGGGGUUCAGAGGGCUUCCUGGCUGUCAGGCGUCUCCAUCACAGGACUGAAGCACACUGCAGAUUCACACCUCCGACAAUCUCAACCAGAUGGGGAAAGGCCUUUCGGGGGGAUUUAGCUUCUAGCCUUUCUGCUGUAGCUAUACUGUGAAAUGCAUGCUCUGGGAGCUAUUUUAAGGCAUAGGGAAAUAUUCAUAGGGCAACACUAAGUUUAAACAGAGAGCCGAGUACCAAACUGCUUUUUCAGGAGGAUCUCAGCUUUUGUGGUCUAGAUGCAUCUGGAAUGUUGAUGAUGGCAAGUUUGCACUGAGUCUUUGUCAUCGCCUUUCAAACGUCUGCAAUGAGUGUAAUUAUUGUGUGUAGUCAAUAUGUAGUCGGUGUCAAUGUGUGUGUGAGCGUGCACAUGCAUGCAUAUGUGUGUGUGUGCACGUGUGUGUGUGCACAUGUGUGUGUGCACAUGUGUGUGUGUGUGUGAGGUGAGAGGGUGAGAGAGAGAGGGAGAGAGAGAGAGGAGAGAAAUAGACACAGAGACAGACACAGAGUCAAAGAUAUAGAGAGUCAGAGAGACAAACAGACACAGCGACACAGGAAGAGAGAAGAGCCGGAGCCGGAGCCAGAGCCAGAGCCGGAGCCGGAGCCGGAGCCGGAGCCGGAGCCGGAGCCAGAGCCAGAGCCAGAGCCAGAGCCAGAGCCAGAGCCAGAGCCAGAGCCAGAGCCAGAGCCAGAGUCAGAGCCAGAGCCAGAGCCAGAGCCAGAGCCAGAGCCAGAGCCAAAGGAGUCCAUAUGGAGGUGAAAACAUGUCAGAGCAGGCAGCGGGAACAGAAAACUGGCUCCUUCACACCCAAGGCUGGGCAAACAAAUUAGACAUGACUGGAGGCUACAGACUUCCAAAGACCUUGUGACGUACUUCCUCUGUUAGGUAUCCAUGUUCCAGGGCCUGCGAGGGGGCGGGGUUUCCUGGGGCAGUGCUCUCAGGCAUCGACUGACGCAGAGUGGACAAUCGUCAUGUGACACGGAAGUGACUCCGAACAGGAAGAGGUCUAGAAAAAUAACUGUCCACGACACCGAGUGGAAGUGGACUUGGAGUCACCAUGAACAGCAAAAGGUCAAUAUCCAACACAGCCUACCUACCCUGUGCAGCCUCCUGAGAAUCCAGUAUCUCCUCAGACCUCACAUCUUCCUCAGACUCCACUCUAUACCUGCAUACUCAGAGCUCUAUCUAAGCUUUGUCUUAAGCUUUGUUCAUUCAGGGACUGCCACAGACCCUACCAAGUCAGCUGCAGUUCCUGGCGCCUCAUUGUAUCUGCCUAUGGCCCAGUCCGUGGCUGUUGGGCGUUUAGGCUGUGCGAUCCCCAUGGCCCAUUAUCCAGUUGGUCCCAUCUAUCCACCUGGCUUAGCAGUGCUGGUGGAGGGAGGGUAUGAUGCAGGUGCCAGAUUUAGAGCUGGUACCACCGCCGGUGACAUUCCUCCUCCACCUCCGGAAUGCCCUCCCAAUGCUGCCCAGCUUGCAGUCAUGCAGGGAGACAGUCAUGACUCCUUGUAACUCAGCGCAAGGGAAACUUCUUCAUGGGUGGCUACACCCUUUGGUGAGGAGCCGUGGCCACGCCUGUGCUGGGGAAGACAUCACAUACCUUCAGUUCUUCUUACAAUGUAACUGCUUUAGUCAUAUGAACCUGAAGUUGCAGUUUAGACACAUGUUUUUGGGGUGUCUUUCUGGUGUCGAAACUUUGAGGCAUUUUUCAAAUUUAAUAAGGAACCAUGUAAGGGUAGCAGCCCCUCCAUAAAGCAUUCUAAGAAGGGAGGUGUCCAUUCUUCAGAUGAAUGUGGGUGAAGCAGCCCCAAAACUUAAUCUCCUUUAAGUCUCUGGUUUAUCUUACUUGUUAAUGAAACACAUUAGCUGUCUGCCUUUUCCUUCCCAUCCUCUGCCUCCACUUGUCCUGCCCCAGUCCUCCACCCCUCCCAUCGGUGUCCAUGGAAUCAGUGGUGCAGGACCGAGAGCCAGUCAGACUCAGUCCCCUGUCUCCCUGCGCCUGUCCUACCUGACAUUUUUUAACUCGUCUUUCAUAAGGAUCCUCUGAUGCACCCUGUGCCAGAAGCCUGAACCCAACUGUUCUCAGUGUAAACUGUCCUAGGAAAAUUUAAAAAAUGACAGGCAGGGAAGAAGAUGCGUAUCAAAAGCUUGGCUUUAAAACCUAAUUGAGGGAGUUUUAGAUAAAAAACUAGCUAUCACUUCCUGAGUGUCGCAUGCAGCCACUUGGGCUCCCAGGAGUUUCCUGAGGUGGAUCAGUAGGGUCACAUGAACGCCUCAUUAUGACAUAACUUGAGUUCGGCGAGAGCGCUUUAGGAUUAAUACUUCAGUGAUCCUUAAUGUAUUGAUUUGUUUUCCAAGAUUGGAUUUUAUUUUAUCUGAGAUUUCCGUUCAUCUAAAUCUUGUGUUCUGUACAUGCGAUGUUUGACUGUACCAUCGACUGUUAUGGAAGUUCAGCGUUGUAUGUCUCUCUACACUGUGGUGCUCUUAAUGUGUGGAUUUUUUUAUACUAAAAGUGUAGAAUAAAGACUAUUUUGAAGAUUUGAA